Messenger RNA from Colius striatus (speckled mousebird), 5341 nucleotides. RefSeq names its product RAP2B, member of RAS oncogene family (gene RAP2B). Gene Ontology annotation, biological process: negative regulation of cell migration; Rap protein signal transduction. Bases 190 to 741 code for a protein of 183 amino acids. Gene Ontology annotation, cellular component: plasma membrane. Lineage: Eukaryota; Metazoa; Chordata; Aves; Coliiformes; Coliidae. The record is from RefSeq and is a predicted model, not a curated record. Gene Ontology annotation, molecular function: GDP binding; GTP binding; GTPase activity. The transcript has a single exon.
GCCACGCCGUCCCCGCCCCGCCUCGCGCCUCGCGGCUCCAGUGAGCGCCCGGCGGGGCGUGCGCGCCCCUCCCUCCGCUCUCCCUCCCUCCCUCUCUCCCUCCGCCCCUCGCUCUCUCCGCCCGCCGUGAGGGCGGGAGGGAAGCGGCAGCCCCGAGCGGGAGGCGAGGGAGGCGGCGCGCCGGGAGCCAUGCGGGAGUACAAGGUGGUGGUGCUGGGCUCAGGCGGCGUGGGCAAAUCCGCCCUCACUGUCCAGUUCGUGACGGGCUCCUUCAUCGAGAAGUAUGACCCCACCAUCGAGGACUUCUACCGCAAGGAGAUCGAGGUGGACUCCUCGCCGUCGGUGCUGGAGAUCCUGGACACGGCGGGCACGGAGCAGUUCGCCUCCAUGCGGGACCUCUACAUCAAGAACGGGCAGGGCUUUAUCCUGGUCUACAGCCUGGUGAACCAGCAGAGCUUCCAGGACAUCAAGCCCAUGCGGGACCAGAUCAUCCGGGUGAAGAGGUACGAGAGGGUGCCCAUGAUCCUGGUGGGCAACAAGGUGGACCUGGAGGGCGAGCGGGAGGUCUCCUUCGGGGAGGGCAAAGCCCUGGCCGAGGAGUGGAGCUGCCCCUUCAUGGAGACCUCGGCCAAAAACAAAGCCUCGGUGGACGAGCUCUUCGCGGAGAUCGUCAGGCAGAUGAACUACGCCUCUCAGCCCAACGGGGACGAGCAGUGCUGCUCCUCCUGCGCCAUCCUCUGAGGGCGGCGGCGGCCCGGGGCUGUCUGCGGGGACACGGCGGGAGCGGCGGGGAGAGGAGGCGGGAGCGGCUCGGCGCCCCGGCCGGCGCAAGCCGCGGGGCGGGCGCUGUCUUCGGCAGCCGCCGAAAACAAACCCCUCUACACACGCCAAAACCCGGGGGGUGGGGAAAAAAACCGUGUUGGAAAUGUGGCUUUUUUCGGCAUGUACGUUUCGUCCAGUCUCGGUCGUAUUUCCUGUCAGUGUGUGCCGCGGGCUGCCGCGGGCGCGGGGAGGAGGAAGAAGCGGCGGCGCGGAACCGGCCCCGCGCGCCGAGAGCAGCGCAGCCCGCCCGGGACCGGCGCGAGGAGACCCGGCGGCGAGGACACCCCCCCCCCGCCCCUCCGAACCCCCCCCGCUCCGCCCCCCGCGCCGGGGGCACGCGCGGGGCGCCCGCUGCCGGCCCCGGCAUCUCUAUGCAAAGCGAGGCGGCCGCGCCGGGCCCCGCCGGGACUGGGACUCGCUUCACCACUGGUGCCAGGGCAGCGCGGGGGCCGCGGAGCGGCUGCUGAGGACUCGUGAAACCAUUCUCUAUUUUGUUUACCUGCUGUAUCGGAUGGGAGUUUGCAGGAGAGUGGUAGCGUGUUGGGCAUAUCAUGAUUGUUGUUUGGUUUGUUGGUUUGUUUUUUUUUUCUUUUAAUCAGCUGUGAAAAUGUUACAAAUCUGCACAAUUUUGUAGGUGUGCGUGUGUGUGUGUGAUUUCGGUUUUGUUUCAGUUUUGCUUUGGCGGGUGGGAGCGGUGAUGUGGUUUUCAUUUUUGGUUCCGAGGGUUUUUCUUUUUUGGGUUGGCAAUAACUGAUUUUGAUGACUAGCUCUCUAAAGUGCAAAGACUUCCUACCGGUGAUGCAGGGCCAACAGCAGCCCUGUGUCCAUAGAGUGCCUUCAAAACUCAGCUGUUCCAGCCGGUGCCAACCUGUGAAAGCUCCACAGAAUCCCAUUAUCUACUACUCCAAAAACUACUUAACAGUUUCCUUGCAGUAAUCAUACCGAACAAGCCAGGACAAAAGGGCCUAUUGUUAGUGGAAUUUACUUCUUACUUCCAUCUGAGCCUUUUAACAGUAAUUUCCACGUCUUGCAAGUUUGGGCUUCAUUUACUUCAAAUUUACAAGAAUUUAGCCUUUUGGGAUUUUGAGGGGGUGGGUUUUUACCUUUAUGGUUGGUUUUUUUGCUCUUUAGUUUUGUUGUGGGGUUGUACCUCCAGCCAGCAAAGAAGGAAAUCUCAUUGUUUUGAUGUACCAAGAAAAUUCUAACAACUGUCAUCUUAAUUCCAGACAUGCAUUUGAGAGUGUCUGUCCAUUUUAAGAAUUUUAAUACAAAAUGCUGUUUUUUAGAAAACCACUUUGUGCGCUUUUAUGUAUUAUGUGAAACACUAACGUUCACUUAGACUGUCAGUCCUGGUCUGUAUCUUCAUAGAGGUGAAAGGCAUGGGGGGAAUGUGUUGAUUUAGCUAAGAACAGUGGUUUAACAGAAAAAAAAAAACCAAGACAAACCACCAGACUGCUAUUUUGGCUAUCUUUAGUGAUUUUUAAUAGAGUUUUUAAUUUGUGUUUAGAUCCUGACCCUGUGUGAUGCCAGCAUGCGAGUGGAAUGCUGUGUUCAGUAGGCAGCUUUAGGCAGGUAAUGUGGCUUUCAUGCAAAAGGCCUUGUGAGAUUAGGUCCUUACUCUUUGCUGGGAGCAUCAGGGCUUAUUGGGGUAAAAUUCUAAAGGUUGGUUGUUUAUAAAAUGUAAGCUUUUCCUCUCAUUGCAUGAUAACUCUUUAAAAUUAUGCAUCAGACCAUUAUUUCUUGCCUGCUUCACAGAGGGAUUAGGGCAGGAGGAGACCUGUACCUUCUGUCAUGUGGAAGAUCUAGGGAGCUUGCUUAACUCCAUUGGCUUCCUCUUAGCCCCUUCUUUAAAGAUUAGCACACAAAGCCUCCAACUUUUGGUUUUUUAAAAAAAUGUCCUCCCCUCAUCCCAAGAUGACUUGAAAUUAUCUCACAGCAUGCAAACAAAAACUGAGCAAUGAUCUGUAAAGGGGUUUUUUAUCAGGCUGACUGAAAACUAGCUGCUGCUAUUUCUACCAUGAGUCUGGUAGUGCCUUCUGUUUUAAGUAGGAAAUCUUUCUACUUCACCACUGGAAGAACAGUGUUUAGUAUUAGCUUGAUCCUGUGUGUUGAAAUCCCAGUGAUAAUCUUGUGGUUUCAUUGAAGGUGGGAUACUUCUAGAAAUACCCAGUAUCUACUGAAAAUUUGGAAGAGAUUGUGUGCUUUGUUGUUGAACUUAUCUCUUCUCCUGAGCCUCAAGUGUAUCCCUCAAAACAGUGAGCGCCUGUUUAAUACAGUCAGUCAGAUUGUAUCAGUCAGACUGACACGAUCACGGUUGAAAACCAAGAGGGUUGGAGAAGACAGCCCUAGUCAUUGUUCUUCAAGAUCUGCUUGGGGCCUUCAAGUAACAGGCACGUUGAUCCAGCCACCGCCCCGUUUAAGUGAAAGCUGGAAACCCCUUUGCAGCUUGUCUUUCAGAAAUGUCUAAAAAUCCUUUAGAAUCCUUUGGGCCUUCCUUGUUGGAGGGGCAGGGAAUGAUGCUAGUUGAUAAUAGGAGUUUGUUAUAACAACAGUACUGCAUUGGAAACUAAGAAAACUUGACCGCUGCCACGCCUGCAGUUUGGGAAACUUUGUCUCUGAAGUUCUUUUAAAAAAACCCUGCCAUAAACUUCCAUCUCAGAUAUUGCUGUGGUUAUGUUUGCCUUAAAUUCAGUGGGAUGAUCCAGUUCUUAGCACCCAACAGGCCUUGCUCUAGAUCAGUGUAUUGAAAGCAACUUGUUCCACUUAAUAAAAGCAGGUGUUUAUUCUGUUCUCCCCAACAGAUAGCAGAUCCUUUGUGUCUUCUAGUGCCUCCUGUUUCCCUGCUGCCUGUGUUGUGAUUGAGGAAUGAAGCAAAAAUGGGUGUUUGUGGCACACAGCGGCAUGUAAAGUCCAGUUUUUCUCAGCCUAGCAGAGCAGCUGAAGGUAGCCUAGUAAGUUCUGGACUAUGCUGAGCGUUUUUUUGUAGAUACACUCUUAUUUCUUGCCAAAAAAAGUGUAUUUGUUAAACGGUGAAUGAUUUAAGAAACCAUGGCAUGGGUCUAACCAGAGUUUUGAAUGUAUUUAGACGUUCAAUGUUCUCUAUGACUUGUUGAAGACAGUACACAAAGUAGAGCUCAGUAGUCUGAUCUUCCAAGUGCUCUGAAGUGUUUUGGUGCUUGUUAAACAUAGGCCUUGUCUAUAGAAAAAAAAAUCAUACUGCUUUAACUUGAAUGAAUAAUGAAAGCUAUAUUAGCUUCUACACUUGAGGAAAAUGUUGUAUCAAUAUAAAGGUACUCUUCUAUUCCUUUUCCCUGUGGGAAUUUGUUACACCCGUGUCAAUACAAAGGUGGUAUAUAGCUCUUUUCACAGUGAGAACUGCAAAUAUUUAAUUGACUUGAAGGAAAAAUGACAUUCCCAGCCAAAAUACUUCCUGUCAGUGCAGAAAUUGUGUAAACAAGGCCUUAGUUUAAGGCUGGUCACAUGGCCACAUAUUUUGCUGUACAUAAUGAUUGUAUUUUUAAAGAUCCAAGCCUGUUCUGUUGCAAGCCAGCGUGUCUUUGAAACCCCAGUCUCUGUGAUUGUAACCGUGCAGUAUUCUCAACCUCAUUUGCAAUACCAGUGUGGUUCUUCUCGACACGAUGCUCAGGCUUUGUUGAUGCUUACGGUUCUGGAUGUUGAAUUCUGUGGCUGUGGGACUCCUGACGGUUCUGCUUCUCUCAAAAGAAUGUACGGCAAGUUUUGUGCAAAGGGCAUUUUAAAUAAAGGGCAGCUGGCUCUUUAUGACUUCUUCAUUUGGAUACUCAUUGCGUGCAGGUGUUGUUAAGCAUCACAUCUCCUUGAGCAGUGACAAAAUGCAGAAACUUCCGUUUUCUUUAAGAAUUGUAUGUGAACGGGAGUGGGGCCUUGUCCAAGUAUGUUCCCUUGGAUCUUCUCCCAUUCUUGUGAAUGGACACCGACCGUGACUGUACAUGGAAAAUGCCUGGGGCUGUGCUGCUGUUGGACACUCUCUCAUACAGGUUUGUAUAGCAGGCAACCCGGAUGCUCUGCUGUGUGGACCUUCACUCUGUCCUUGGCAAUUGGAGUGCCCAUUCUUGUCCUGGUGAGAACUGAGACUUGCUGUAGAAGCUGUGUUCAAAGCUGAAAUGUUUUAAAUAAUGAUCUUCAUAGCUUCUGGCCUGCACCUACCGUGUGUGCAGCCUCAUGCAAAAUGCAUGUAGCAAAAAGAUUCUCCUUCCUGUCACAUUGUUACAGCACCAUGUUCUAGAGUCUCAUUUCUGUAGGAAUCCAACAUCUGCCCAACUUCCAAACUCUUUAUUUGGAGCUGACAGCCAUUGGUAAAUGUGUGUGCAGAGCACGUGAGACUGGUUCAACAACAGAUUUUUGCUUCAAACACCUAAAGGUCUUCAAGAGAGUUACUGUGAUGAGAAACAGAGUGAAAGGGCAUUGCUGGGGCUGGGUGUGUGGGGUUCGGAUUUUCUUCUUGGUCUUGUGUUUUAAUCUGAGUAAACUAUGGGUUUGU